Messenger RNA from Somion occarium, 3963 nucleotides. The record is from the annotation of a GenBank genome assembly. NCBI's taxonomy places the organism in Eukaryota, Fungi, Basidiomycota, Agaricomycetes, Polyporales, Cerrenaceae.
GCAAGGAGCAGCCAAUCAUCUGCCUAUCUCGCCGCACAAAUGGCUCAGCGCUCGCUGACUAAGCGAUCUGAUCUCACUCAGCGCAUGACGUUCUUUUGGGCGGGCUGCUACCGGGGUCCUGCCUCAAAUAAUAAUAAUGUGACCAAUAAUAAUUGCGGCACACGAGCACAUUGAAGCGGCUUGCACUUUGCACUCAACGGUCACAACUCCAACACUAACACAACGUUGAACAAGGCAGGUACUAGUGGCGAGAAACCCUGGACCCUUCUUGCUAUUUACCUUCAGGGGGACUUACACAGAGGAUCAUACUUUCCUCCUCCUUUACCCUCUAGAUACCCCUGCCAUCCUUAGGGCAUGCAUUGGUCCGAACGAUCAAGAAUGGCUACGCUUUUCAAGUCUCCAGAUCGUGACACUAAUGCUCACCGUUCGUCCUCCAUUGUGAGCAGGGCGGAAACUCCGUCACCUAAUGGCUCCCACUCCGAUCUUUCUGCCGCGACUGAUAUGUCUCGACCGCCAAUUAUUCUCGGCAUAUGUGCCAUGGAUGUCAAGGCAAGGUCCAAAGCCAUGCGUGAGAUCCUUACUCGUCUUGUCGAACGAACAAGAGGUGCCAUCGAAGUCAAAGUUUUUGGUGACAAGGUCAUUCUCGACGAAGACGUCGAGAACUGGCCACGAUGUGACGUUCUCAUUUCCUUCUUUUCAACCGACUUCCCGCUAGACAAGGCGAUUUCUUACGUCAAGCUUAGACAGCCUUUCUGCAUAAACGACCUGCCCCCUCAGGCACUUCUCUGGGACCGUCGCCUCGUCGGAGCGGUUCUCGAUCACCUCGGGGUACCCACCCCAAAACGCCUUGAAGUCUCUAGAGACGGCGGCCCAAAGGUGGACGAGGAGCUUCGCGAGCAUAUGAAGAAAAAAAUCGGUAUUGAACUUGGGGCGUUCCAGGUUACGCCGGAAGUCUACCUUAGAGAAGAUGGGAAUGCGAUCAUUAUCGAUGGUCAAGUGAUGGAAAAGCCUUUCGUGGAGAAGCCUGUCAGUGGCGAAGACCAUAACGUGUACAUUUACUUCCCGGGCGGUUAUGGUCGUCGCCUUUUCCGAAAGGUUGGCAACAAGUCCAGCGAGAUCGACCCCACCCUCAACCAUCCUCGAACAGAUGGUUCCUACAUUUACGAAAAGUUCGUGGACGUAGAUAACAUGGAAGACAUCAAAGUCUACACUGUCGGAAAAGACUACACGCAUGCCGAGACCCGUAAGUCGCCAGUUGUCGACGGUGUCGUCCGUCGAAACACCGAGGGCAAGGAGAUCCGUAGGUUUAUUACCCACCUCAGUGAUGAGGAGAGGUUGUGGGCUGCCAAAAUUAGUGAAGCUUUUGGUCAGACUGUAUGCGGCUUUGAUAUGCUAAGGACCGAUAGUGGCAAGAAGACCAAAGUCAUUGACGUCAACGGCUGGAGUUUUGUCAAGGGAAACGAGUCGUAUUAUGACAAAGCCGCAGAAAUUCUUGCCUCCCUCUGCAUCCAAGCCCGCGCGUCCCCCGAACGUUUGCUCCCUGCAGGCGAAACCAUCGAACAACCCACCUGGCUCCUCAAAGCCAAUGUUACCGUCUUCCGACACGCAGACCGUACUCCGAAACAGAAACUCAAAUUCAACUUCCCCGUUGACGAAACCUGGACUCAACCUUUUGUUAAACUGCUCGGGGGUGAAAGAGAAGAGAUCAUCCUGAGGGAAAUGACGCAGUUGAGUUUGCUUGGAGAAGCGGUAGAACAGGCGAAAGCCCUGGGAGCGGAUGGCGAUGACUUGAUGAAGCUCAAGCAGUUGAACGACGCGUUGCAGAGGAAGAUCGAAUUGCCUGGUACGAAGGCACAGUUGAAACCUGUGUAUUCGAAACGACAGCCGGGGCAGCCGAGGAGACUUACGAAGUUGACCUUGGUGUUCAAGUGGGGUGGAGAGUUCACGCAUUCGGCGAGAUACCAAUCUCGCGAUUUGGGCGAGACUAUGAAAAAGGAUAUUUCUAUCAUGAACAAAGACGUUCUCAAGAACGUCAAGAUUUAUACCUCUUCAGAACGCCGCGUCGUCGCCUCAGCGGAGAUCUUCGCCGCAGCGCUCUCCGAAACAAGCACUCAACGAGACUACAGCACCUCGUCUAUCACAUCCGCAAGCCACUCCUCUCGUUCCUCCACCGAUGGUGGAAGCAGCGCACCCAGUAGUAGUUUCACUACCCCCAACACACCUGCACGUCGGGACGCCUCUCAAGCUAGUUCGUCAAAGAUCCCAAAGCUCAUCGUACGGAAGGACUUGUUGGACGAUUCAAAUGCCGCUAAAGACCUCAUGGAUGAUGUUAAAAAACGGUUAAAAAUACUUCUUAGGCCCGGCGAGCCGGAGAAGAGGCCGGAGUUGACUUGGCCUAAGAGUAUGAAGAAGGAGCCGGUGGAGGUUGUGAAGGUUGGUGGUGCUUUGCGAUUCUGGCGUUUGGGCACGAUGUCGAGCAGUUUGUGUUUACAGGAAGUGAUUGAGCUUUUGGCGUCGUUCCGAGAGAUCAUGCAUCGGAAUUGGGAGACGCUUGAUGUUGACAAGAUACAGGAACGCUGGUGUUGUGGGGAUGAACCUUGGCUGUUCCGUGAACGUUGGGAGAAGCUGUUUGAGGAUUUUUGUGAUGUGAAGCAAGAGAAGUUUGAUCCAUCUCGAGUCUCUGAACUCUAUGACACGAUCAAGUAUUGCGCUCUCCAUCAUCGGACAUUCUUGUUUUCCAUCUUCAAUGAGAAUGGCGGAAAGGACCAACCUCAAGAUCGACGUCUGCACGAGCUAUACGGGCGCGCAAAGGCUCUCUUUGACCUUGUUGCUCCACAAGAGUACGGGAUAGAGCCCGAAGAAAAAGAGGAGAUUGGUGUUUUGACUUCACUCCCGUUACUUCGGAACGUUGUCAAUGACCUCGAGACGGCACGGAACAAUGAGGAGUCUUCGUUGACUCUCUACUUCACGAAAGAGAGUCAUAUUCAUACGCUGGUGAACCUCGUUCUGUUCUCGGGGCUUCCUAUUGCGAAUAGGAGAAUUCCUGAGUUGGACUAUUGCUCACACAUUGUGUUUGAAUUGUACGAGCGCAACUUCGGUCGGGGCAAGUCUGACAAGGAGUAUUCCAUCCGGAUCUCGCUGAGUGAAGGAGCGCAUUCUUCCAAUGUCCUCGAUUCAGCCCUUGAUGCCCGACAUUCCCUCAAUGUCCAGCCGAGAAGGAAAUUGACUCAACACUUGCCAUACAGUUUGGUAAUUGAAAAGCUCUCGAAACAUUUCGAUCGAGUCAUAGAGGACGACGACGGACCUGAUACCCCAUUCGAGACGAUAGACCCUACAAGCACAAACUUAAUUAGCGAUGGCAUAGUCGAAGAGGCGUAACAUCGUCUGCAUCAAGACCUCUUACGCAUUUCACGACACAUAGACCCACUUCAAUAAUUCAAUACGACAUCCUACAACUAAUAUUCAGUACAGCUUAUCUAUGUUCAUAUCUAGACGUCAAGCAUAUCUUUAACAUUAUCAAGUAGAAUAUAUAGCUCACAUCUAGUUUACUUUGGUAUAAUGCUAGCAAAUGGAUAUACGGAUUCGGAGAAAGGAGUGUAAGAGUGGCGAGCGAUUGGGGCGAUGUGCGAUUUCAUGAGGUGUUGUUAGUUUCCCAUUCAUGAAGACCAAUCUGUUUACGCAAGGCAGCGAGUUUAUCUGGUUUGAGUUCGCGGAAUUGGAUACUGUGAGAGCCUUUGCCCGCCAUGGAGGGAUGGUCUUUGUCAAAUAGUGCCGAUGAUGAUUGAGACAGAAGAGAUGAUUGUGUUGCAAGAGCUGCGAAUGACGAAGUUGUGUCGUGAUAUCUAACGGCAUGAAUCAGGAAAACCGGCGAUGUACGGUUAAGAAGGUGACAUACAAUCGGAAAGCCUCCUUAUUCAGACAGUCAUGUUCCUUGAUGUCGUCCAACGCAUGUUUCUUGAACGC